AUGGCCGCCGUCUCCUCCGCCGCGACCUCCCCCUUUCUCUCCCAGGCCCUCCCGCAGAAGCCCGCCGAGGCCCAUCCACUGCUGUCCCUCCUGCCCCGCUGCAGGGGCUUGGAGGAGCUCAGGGCCGUGCACGCCGGCGUCAUCAAGUCCGGCGCCCUCCGCGACCAUGGAGCCUGCUUCUCCCUGGGCAAGCUGGUUGAGUUCUGCGCGCUCUCCCCCGUCGGAGAUCUCUCCUACGCCGUCCUCCUCCUCGAAUCCGCCGGGCCCGAGCCCCACCAAUUCCUGUGGAACACCAUCAUCAGGGGCUACUCCCUCAGCCGCUCGCCGGCGGAGGCCGUCUCCUUCUACGUCAGGAUGCUGCUCGCCGGGGCCCUGCCCAACUCCCACACCUUCCCGUCUCUCUUCAAGGCGUGCGCCGCCAUGGCCGCCGCAGGGCAGGGGAGGCAGGCCCACGCGCAGGCUCUGAAGCUCGGUCUCGCCGGUGACGCCUUCGUCCACACGUCUCUCAUCAACAUGUACGCGCGGAGCGGGGAACUGCUUGACGCCCGCCGGGUUUUCGACGCGGGGUGCCUCAGAGACGCGGUCUCCUUCACGGCCUUGAUCAAGGGGUACCUUCUGUGGGGAGAGCUCACUAGUGCCCGUCAGAUGUUCGACCGAAUGCCGAAGAAAGACGUCAUCGCCUGGAACGCGAUAAUUGCCGGGUUCUCCCAGAGCGGCCACCCCGAAGAGGCUCUGCGGCUCUUCCGAGAAAUGAUGGAGGCCAAGGUGGAGCCCAACGAGAGCACGAUGCUGAGCGUUCUCUCGGCCUGCGCGCAAUCUGGUUCAGCCGAGGUGGGCACUUGGAUCCAUCGCUGGACGGCCGAUCGAGGGAUGAGAUCCAGCCUCAGGCUGACCAACGCUCUCAUCGACAUGUAUUCCAAGUGCGGGGACUUGGUAUUGGCGCGCGAGCUGUUCGAUGGAACACCCAGCAGGGACCGGAUUUCCUGGAACGUCAUGAUCGGCGGGUACUCUCGAACGAGCUGCUACAGAGAAGCCCUGGCACUGUUCAGACAGAUGCAGCUGUCGGAGGAGCCCAACGAGGUCACCUUCUUGAACGUUCUCCCUGCGUGCGCUCACUUGGGCGCCCUCGACAUCGGAAAAUGGAUACAUUCAUACAUAAAAAGGAGGAUGGGGGAGAGUAGCGCCAUGGAUGAUGGCCUCAGAGAUGCCACCACGGCGGCCCUUUUCACCAGUCUCAUCGACAUGUACGCCAAGUGCGGGAGCAUAGAGGCCGCAGAGCAGGUGUUCGACGACUUGUCGUACAGAAACCUCUCUUGUUGGAAUGCGCUGAUCGCUGGGUUGGCCCUGCAUGGCCGCGCAGAGGAGGCUCUAAGAUACUUCGAGAUGAUGAUCGGAGAAGGGUUCCGACCGGACGACAUCACGUUCGUCGGCGUGCUGUCAGCUUGCUGCCACGCGGGUCUAGUGGAGAUGGGUCGGUUUUACUUCGAUUCAAUGAUCAAGGACUACAGCAUCUCGCCGAAGGUGCACCACUACGGCUGCAUGGUGGGCAUCCUCGGCCGAGCUGGGCUGCUCGAGGAGGCCUGGUCGCUCAUCGGAGAGAUGGAAGUGGAGCCAGACGGCGCGAUCUGGAGCUCCCUGCUCGGAGCCUGCUGUGUUCGCGGGCACGUCGAAUUGGCCGAAUCCGCCGCCAGCCGCCUCAUCGAAUUGGAACCGGACAACGCCUCUGUUUAUGUGCUUCUAUCCAAUGCCUAUGCUUCGGCUGGGCGAUGGGACGAUGCCCUGAGAGUUCGCGCCAUCAUAAAUGACAGGAGCUUGAAGAGGGCGCCCGGCUCCAGCUCCAUCGAGGUCGGCAAUGUCGUCCAUGAAUUCAUCGUAGGCGACAAGUCGCAUGCAGAAAGCAGAGAGAUUUACCAGAUGCUGGAAAUUCUCGCCAAAAGCUUGAGCCUGGCCUGGCACUUUACUCGCCCAUCGCUGGUUAAUGAGCAGACCGAGGUGUCUCCUUCUUCAUGGGGAUGA
Spirodela intermedia is the source of this 2016-nucleotide messenger RNA. The record is from the annotation of a GenBank genome assembly. NCBI's taxonomy places the organism in Eukaryota, Viridiplantae, Streptophyta, Magnoliopsida, Alismatales, Araceae.